AUGUACUGCCUUCAGGACUGCCUACAAGGCAAGGCAGAGGCUCUCUGCUGUUCAGAACUUCAGCUCCAAGGGCUGAAGUCCCCGGGGGAGAACAUGACGGGCUGCCACGAGGACUGGAUGAAUUUUUCACCUCCCUUAGCGGAGGAUGUGGCUGUGCUGUCAUGGCACAGAGUGCAGGAGGUGGAAGAGGAGAAAACAAGCAUUGUGCAGACACCUUUUGCUCCUCCAGAAGUGCUGAGCGUGGGAAGCAUGCAGUGUCCCUCGGACGGUGACAGCAGCCCCUGCAUCCUGGCCUCGAGUCGCAGCGACACGGAUCCGGAGAGUGAGGAGAAAACCUGUGCCGUGUGUGGGGACCGUGCCACGGGCUACCACUUCCAUGUCAUGACAUGCGAAGGCUGCAAGGGCUUCUUUCGGCGGACGGUCAUCAAGGACAUCCAGUUCACCUGCCCGUUCUCCCGAAACUGCAGCAUCACCAAAGCCAAGCGGCGCCAGUGCCAGGCCUGCCGCUACGAGAAGUGCCUGUCCUCUGGCAUGAGGAAGGACAUGAUCAUGUCGGAGGCCGCCUUGCGGGAGCGCCGGGCCCUGCGGCAACAGAAGCACCAGCAGCUGCGUCCCACGGCGGAGCUGGCCACGGAAAAAGGCCUCACGGCCGAGCAGGAGCAGCUGAUCGGGGUCCUCACCGAAGCGCACAAGAAAAACUUCGACUCCAGCUUCUCGCAGUUCGUCAACUACCAGACGCCGGUGCGCCUGUCCAUCCACAGCCCGAGACCGUGGAGUCCCGCACCUGACCCGUGUCUUCCGUCGUGCCCCUCGAGUCCCCAGGAGCCCAUGGAGGAGGUGCUACCGGAUGUCUUCUCCAUGUUGCCGCUCUUUGCCGACCUCAGCACCUACAUGAUUCAACAAGUGAUCCAGUUUGCCAAAGCUAUCCCGUCUUUCAGAUGUUUGCCAAUCGAUGACCAGAUCUCGCUUCUGAAGGGGUCCGCCCUCGAUGUGAGCCUGAUCCAGUUCAACACCUUCUUCGACGAGGAGACCAUGUCCUGGGCAUGCGGUCCCCACUGCUACACCAUCAAGGAUGGCGCCUUGGCGGGGUUCCAGCAGGUUUAUCUGGAGUCACUUCUGAAGUUCCACAUCAGUCUGAAGAGGCUGUGCUUGCAUGAGACUGAAUACAUCCUGCUACAGGCUUUGGUGCUCUUCUACCCAGAGCACCCGAACAUCCUGCGGCGAGAGGAGAUCGACCGCGCCCAGGACAAAAUCGCCCUCACUUUGAAGCGCCACAUCGACCAGCAGCACCCUCCGUCCGAAGGCAGGUUCCUCUUUGCCAAGCUUGUCCUGCUGCUGACAGAGCUACAGACCCUCAAAGCUGAGAACACGCGUCAGAUCCUGCACUUCCGGGACACCCAGAACCUCACCUCCAUGACGCCGCUGCUGUCGGAAAUCAUCAGCUAAAGCCUGAAUUGAGGAGGGUCUCGAUGGUGUUUCGCGGCUCCACGAGCCCCUUCCUCAGCUCCGGAGGACGGGACUUGCAAGCGUUCCUCGGAAGGAAUAUGCUUCCGAGGCGUGGGAGUGAAGGGGAAGGUAAGAAACAGGGCCGGGUCACUCCGCUCAGGCUCGGCAUCAGGGUGGGCCUCUCGUCCGAGCGAGAGGAGCCCCAGAUUGGCCGAUCCCCCUUGGCACCUUUGCCAGGUGCUCCAUCCACACCUGGCCCA
Messenger RNA from Varanus komodoensis (Komodo dragon), 1706 nucleotides. It is a transcript of the gene NR1I3, whose product is annotated as nuclear receptor subfamily 1 group I member 3. Gene Ontology annotation, molecular function: zinc ion binding; nuclear receptor activity; RNA polymerase II cis-regulatory region sequence-specific DNA binding. Bases 1 to 1446 code for a protein of 481 amino acids. The transcript has 10 exons. NCBI's taxonomy places the organism in Eukaryota, Metazoa, Chordata, Lepidosauria, Squamata, Varanidae. Gene Ontology annotation, biological process: positive regulation of transcription by RNA polymerase II; negative regulation of transcription by RNA polymerase II; cell differentiation. The record is from RefSeq and is a predicted model, not a curated record.